AUGGAUCCAGUAUCUUCGGGAUUGGACCCCACACUCCCUCUGGAGCCGUUUGGUAAUACCACAGAUGCCACGGGCGGCGAUUCGAGGUUAUACAAUCUCAAUGUGUUCUACAACCCCGGCGACAUCGCUUGGAUGAUCACAUCAACCGCCCUCGUGCUUCUCAUGAUACCGGGUGUAGGAUUCUUUUACUCCGGAUUGGCGCGAAGAAAGUCGGCGCUAUCGCUACUAUGGCUGUCUGUCAUGGCGACCGCGGUCGUUUCUUUCCAAUGGUUCUUCUGGGGUUACUCUCUAGCCUUUUCGCACAAGGCUGGCAAGUACAUCGGCGCGCUGGAUAACUUCGGUUUGAUGAAUGUGUUGGGUGCGCCUUCGGUGGGAAGCCCGCGGAUUCCCGAUCUCAUGUUCUGUGUCUACCAGGGCAUGUUCGCUGCCAUCACUGUUGCACUUGCCGUUGGAGCCGUGGCCGAGCGAGGACGCAUGCUGCCUUGCAUCAUCUACAUGUUUGUCUGGACGACGAUUAUCUACGACCCGAUUGCGUGCUGGACCUGGAACCCAUCCGGAUGGGUCUUUCAGAUGGGUGGCUUGGACUUUGCCGGCGGAACUCCCGUCCAUAUCGCUUCCGGAUGUGCUGCCCUCGCCUACUCGUACAUGCUCGGAAAGCGAAGUGGUCACGGUACCCAGGAGCUCAACUACCGUCCCCACAACGUCACGCACAUCGUUAUCGGCACCGUGUUCCUCUGGGUGGGCUGGUUCGGUUUCAACGCUGGUUCCGCGCUGUCCGCUAACCUUCGCGCUGUUAUGGCCGCUGUAUGCACCAACCUUGCUGCUUGUGUCGGGGGUAUCACAUGGUGCCUAGUUGACUACCGUCUCGAACGCAAGUGGUCAACUGUUGGCUUCUGCUCUGGUGUUAUCGCUGGUCUCGUCUGCAUCACUCCUGGUUCCGGAUACGUUCCAGCCUGGGCUGCGGUGGUGUUCGGUGUAUGCGGUGGUGUCGCUUGCAACUACGCGACUAAGCUCAAGUACUUCCUGCGCUGCGAUGACGCCCUCGACAUCUUUGCGGUUCACGGCGUUGGUGGUUUCAUUGGAAACAUCCUUACUGCCUUCUUCGCUGCUGACUACAUAGCGCAUCUUGAUGGAUACACCGUUAUCGAUGGUGGAUGGCUCAACCACCACUGGAUCCAACUCGGCUACCAACUCGCCGACUCCUUCACCGGCGGCGCCUACUCCUUCCUAGGCACCUGCCUCAUUCUCGGCGCCCUCGACUUCAUCGGCCGCUUCAUCCCCGCCUUCAGACUGCGUGCAACUGAAGAAGAAGAAGCCGCCGGUAUCGACGACGUCGAGAUUGGCGAGUUCGCUUACGACUACGUCGAGCUCACGCGCGAAGUCAAAAUUCCCGACGACGACAUCAUCGAUGAAGGCAUGUCGACGCAUUCCCUCGAAGGACACGGCGCAGGCAUGGCCAUGACGAGCCACCACGAGAAGAAUCAAGACUCUGUUGAUUCGGCGAAUCAGCUCGCGGAAUGGGCUCAUCGCGCAUAA
Messenger RNA from Alternaria incomplexa, 1536 nucleotides. RefSeq names its product ammonium transporter Amt1 (gene AMT1). The record is from RefSeq and is a predicted model, not a curated record. Gene Ontology annotation, biological process: ammonium transmembrane transport. NCBI's taxonomy places the organism in Eukaryota, Fungi, Ascomycota, Dothideomycetes, Pleosporales, Pleosporaceae. The transcript has 6 exons. Gene Ontology annotation, molecular function: ammonium channel activity. Gene Ontology annotation, cellular component: plasma membrane. The coding region runs from base 1 to 1536 and encodes 511 amino acids.